GCCUACAAGGGCGCAGGGAGCUGGAGGUAACCGAGGGAGAGCGACUGAGUCUCGGGGAAGCGAGUCACGGAGACACCGUGGAAAACAUCAACAACAACGAAAUGCCGAAUAAAACUAAAAAAGAAAAGGAGCCAACUAAAUCUGCUAAAAGCAGCACUAAAAACAGCAGCGGAGGAAAGGACACCGCUCCAGAGAACUCAGAAGAGGCACAACUGCAGCAACAGACUGCAAGCAAACGCCCCAGCAACAGCACCCCGCCUCCUACCCAGCUGAAUAAAAUCAAGUACUCCGGGGGACCACAGAUUGUAAAGAAGGAAAGGCGCCAGAGCUCGUCCCGCUUCAACCUGAGCAAAAACCGGGAGCUGCAGAAACUACCUGCUCUCAAAGAUGCACCUUCUCACGAGAGGGAAGAGCUCUUCAUCCAGAAGCUGCGGCAGUGCUGCGUUCUCUUCGACUUUGUCACAGACCCGCUCAGUGACUUGAAGUACAAGGAAGUGAAGCGAGCUGGUCUCAAUGAGAUGGUGGAGUACAUCACACAUAACCGGGAUAUUAUCACUGAGUCCAUCUACCCAGAGGGGGUAAUCAUGUUUUCAGUGAACCUAUUCAGGACCCUGCCUCCUUCAUCUAACCCAACGGGGGCAGAAUUUGAUCCAGAGGAGGAUGAACCAACAUUGGAAGCAGCCUGGCCUCACCUACAGCUUGUAUAUGAGUUUUUCCUAAGAUUUUUGGAAUCUCCAGAUUUUCAACCAAAUAUAGCCAAGAAAUACAUUGACCAGAAGUUUGUAAUGUCUCUGCUGGAAUUAUUUGAUAGUGAAGACCCCAGGGAAAGGGACUUCCUAAAGACCAUUCUUCACAGGAUCUACGGCAAGUUCCUGGGCCUGAGAGCUUAUAUACGACGGCAGAUCAACAAUAUAUUUUACAGGUUUAUAUAUGAAACAGAACACCAUAAUGGAAUUGCAGAACUUUUAGAAAUAUUGGGAAGUAUAAUCAACGGCUUUGCAUUACCACUGAAAGAAGAACAUAAAAUGUUUCUAAUCCGAGUAUUACUCCCGUUACACAAAGUGAAGUCGCUUAGUGUCUAUCACCCACAGCUGGCCUAUUGUGUGGUGCAGUUCUUAGAAAAGGACAGCAGCCUUACAGAACCAGUGAUUAUGGGUUUGUUGAAGUUCUGGCCAAAGACUCACAGUCCGAAGGAGGUGAUGUUUUUGAAUGAACUGGAGGAGAUACUGGACGUCAUCGAGCCAUCGGAGUUUGUGAAGGUCAUGGAGCCACUUUUCAGACAGCUGGCAAAAUGUGUGUCCAGCCCGCACUUUCAGGUGGCAGAGAGAGCACUGUAUUACUGGAAUAAUGAAUAUAUCAUGAGUUUGAUCAGCGAUAAUGCAGCAAAAAUCCUCCCCAUCAUGUUCCCUGCCCUAUACAAGAAUUCUAAAAGCCACUGGAACAAGACAAUCCAUGGGCUGAUCUACAAUGCACUGAAGCUCUUUAUGGAAAUGAACCAGAAACUGUUUGAUGAUUGCACUCAGCAGUACAAAGCAGAAAAACAAAAGGAGAAAUAUAAACUGAAAGAGCGAGAAGAGAUGUGGUACAAGAUUGAAGAGUUGGCUCAACAAAAUCCUCAGAUUGCAAAGGUUUACCCAACUGUCACUCCAAGACUCCCUGCUGGUGUGCUUCAUCCUUCAGAGGAGUUUAUGGUGUACAAUGAGACCCCUGCUGCGAUGCCUUUUUAUUCCAUGGAGACAGAGACCCCGACUGCUGAGGAUAUUCAGUUGCUGAAGAAAACUGUUGAAACUGAGGCCACACAGGUGAUAAAGGAAAUAAAGAAGGAUAAGGUGUUGAUGCGUCGGAAGUCGGAGCUGCCUCAGGAUGUGUACACUAUAAAAGCCCUAGAGUCCCACAAGCGAGCAGAGGAGUACCUGACUGCCAACCAGGAGGCGCUCUGAUGUGGGACCAGCCCUGCCCUGCCCUGCCAUCUAGAGAAAGCACCCACCCUUCCACACCGCCUGCUUUCCUCUCUUCAGCCGGAGAACCCUAUGUGCAAAAAUGUUUACACACACACACACGCACACACGCACACACACAGACGCGCACACAGGCACCUGCAAAGAAAUUCGUUGAGCAGUGUUUUUGUUGCCCUGUCCUAUUGUCUUUAACCUUGUGUUAUUCCUGUUUUUGUUUUAAAAUGUUAGUGUCCACUACGACAGCUAUGAAAGUAUCAUUUAAUUAUA
Molecule: messenger RNA, 2225 nt
Organism: Polyodon spathula (Mississippi paddlefish)
Lineage: Eukaryota; Metazoa; Chordata; Actinopteri; Acipenseriformes; Polyodontidae
Product: serine/threonine-protein phosphatase 2A 56 kDa regulatory subunit delta isoform-like
Exons: 17
Coding region: 102-1940 (612 amino acids)
Biological process (GO): signal transduction; protein dephosphorylation
Cellular component (GO): protein phosphatase type 2A complex; cytosol; nucleus
Molecular function (GO): protein phosphatase activator activity
Source: RefSeq, a predicted model, not a curated record